This is a messenger RNA of Sinocyclocheilus grahami, 2046 nucleotides long. RefSeq names its product mitochondrial thiamine pyrophosphate carrier-like. The coding region runs from base 250 to 1191 and encodes 313 amino acids. Lineage: Eukaryota; Metazoa; Chordata; Actinopteri; Cypriniformes; Cyprinidae. The record is from RefSeq and is a predicted model, not a curated record. Gene Ontology annotation, biological process: transmembrane transport. The transcript has 7 exons.
CACGGUCAGUAAACACAGUCGCGCCGCUCUGUCUGUCUGUCAUUGGUGUCAGUCUUCUAUACUCUUUGUUGGUGUCCCACAAGAAGGGAACAUGAGGAGGUGUCCUCUAACAUCAUACUGCUGCUGCUGCUGCUGUGCACUCAUAAGAGAACCUCACAAAAAGCAGAUUCUGCAGAGGAACUCGGUGCACACUAAAGUGCACACAAGGAAGGCUGUGGCUGUAGUUUAUGUCGCGUGAUCCGAGCAGGAAUGGUAGGCUAUGAUCCAAACUCCCCCGGCACGGCUUUCACCCCGGAGGAAGCUGCUCUGGCCGGGUCAGCGGCGGGUAUGGUCACCCGUGCCCUCAUCAGCCCUCUGGAUGUCGUCAAAAUCAGGUUUCAGUUGCAGAUCGAGCAGGUGUCCUGGAGGAAUCGUCAGGGGAAGUACUGGGGUUUAUGGCAGGCCACACGCUGUAUUAUGACUGAAGAAGGACUUCCUGCUUUCUGGAAAGGUCACAUUCCUGCCCAGCUGCUGUCUGUGUGUUAUGGGGCAGUUCAGUUUGCGAGUUUUGAAGCCUUAACAGAGCUGGUCCAUAAGAAGACGGCCUAUAACAGCCAGACACCAGGAGUGCAUUUCAUCUGCGGCGGUUUGGCCGCCUGCUCCGCCACCGUCGCCUGCCAGCCGCUGGAUACCCUCCGCACACGCUUCGCUGCUCAGGGCGAACCCAAGAUGUAUCGUAACCUCAGGCAUGCCGUGGUCACAAUGUUCCGCACAGAGGGGCCCUUCACCUUCUACAGGGGCCUCACACCCACCCUAGUGGCCGUGUUUCCAUAUGCAGGCUUGCAGUUUUUCUUUUAUAAUAUCAUAAAGAAACUUCUGGAGCCCCAAGACACCAAAUCUAAAGGAGCUUUACACAGUCUGAUCAGCGGUAGUUGUGCUGGAGUCAUCAGUAAAACAAUGACGUAUCCGUUUGACCUGAUUAAAAAGAGACUUCAAGUGGGUGGAUUUGAAGAGGCCAGGAUGAAGUUCGGACAGGUGCGGACGUAUCAUGGAUUUGUGGACUGUGUGGUGAGGAUCGGCAGAGAGGAAAGGCUCCGGGGUUUCUUUAAGGGUCUCUCCCCCAGUCUCCUGAAGGCCGCUCUGUCCACAGGCUUCACCUUCUUCUGGUACGAGUUCUUCAUCAACGCCAUUGUCAGCCUCAAGAGCAGCUAGUGAGAGAAACCUUGCAGAUGUAAGAUCAUCAGCUGGAACUCAACGUGUGUUUUAAGGUAUGUAGAUGGACAUAAAGUGAAGUGAAGAGGGACCAGUAGCUGCUCUCAAGAUACAGGCACUGAGUCAAGAGCUGUUUUACUGCACCAGAAAGAUAUUUUACAUUUCUGAUUCGCUCUACUAAAGCCUUGAACUGAACAAUCAGCUGAAAUGUACGUGUUUACGUGUAACAGUGAGCUCUACCUCUCUUGUCACUCUCGACUGGAGACUUGAACCGAUGUUACACAUAUUAAGAUUUUACGUUUUGUCAUAAUGUCUGCAUGUUUUGGUUUGCACUAUUUUAUUGUUUUUAUACAUAACACUGGAAAUCAGAAUGUUUAACUCUAAGUUUUUGCAGUUUAAACAUUUAAACUAUAUACUCAAUAUGGUGCAUGAAAUAUUCAGUCAUCUGGUUUCUACAAAUAGAUUCAUUUCAGGUUUUAUGGGUUUUGUUUGUUUUAUGUAUUUUAUGUCCUUGUUAAGGCUUUUAAAUGGUGAAUGUUCAAAUCUUUUAUGAAUUACAUUUGAUAAAAUUGUAUGUUCCAUAUUAACGGAUAGAUAAAGAUUGUUUGGAACAGUUUGAACCUCCAUGUUUCCUGUUACUCUGGCUUUAUUUAUGCCCAUAUUUAUGUAUUUUUUAUUGUACUUUCUCACUAACAUUAGUAAAAACAAACUCUCUUCCGAAGAUCAUAGUGGUUUUACUUUUACACCUGUGUAGUCAUAUACAAAAACACAUAUCUAACAUAUUGCAAAAAUGUAUGGCAAACAAAUGUGUGUGAGACAUGCAAGAUAAAAAGCAACUAUUUUUCUAAUAAAAUU